This is a messenger RNA of Drosophila sechellia, 4961 nucleotides long. RefSeq lists its product as uncharacterized. The transcript is spliced from 3 exons. The coding region runs from base 4007 to 4678 and encodes 223 amino acids. The record is from RefSeq and is a predicted model, not a curated record. NCBI's taxonomy places the organism in Eukaryota, Metazoa, Arthropoda, Insecta, Diptera, Drosophilidae.
CUACUUCUAUUUGUUUGGGUAUACCAAUACAAACACAGCUGCAACCCAUAACUGCGUCUAUGAUGAUUUUCCUCUCUUUCGUCCUUCCCCACAUUCUCCACUCCUCCACACGUCCCGUCCCCCUCUCCAACACCAGCCUUUUCCCUCUUGGCCGACUGCCAAACGACUCUCAGUUCAGUAGUACACUGGAGCAAUUGCUUAGAGUAUGGGUGCAACAUGUAUCUGUGCUUUCCUAUACGUAUCUGUGUAGCUGCAUGCGAGCGUGAGAGAGUUUGUCUAGCUUUGGGGUGUGAGUGGGUGAGAGGGGGAGGGGGAGCGAUCGAAGUCAUGUGCAUGCCUUUUGUUGGGGUAGUUCGCCGGCAAAUAAAUGAAAUAGAAGAGAGCCGAAUGCCAUGUAGUGGAAACUUGCUUGAGUAGACGAUACCGUUCACAGGAAGAAAGAGGUAUGACGUUGAAUUCCUUGAAAAACAGAGUUUUUUUUCAUAAAGGCAUUGUUGAUAAGCAAAUACUACGACUAUAUUAAUGAAAAUCAAUUUACAUGUGUAAGUCUAUCCUACUUGAAAUGAGAGAUAUGAUUUAGAUGGACAGAACAGAACAUAACAUUUAGAUGUUUUAGCUCACUUCAAACUAAUAACUAAUGCUCUAAUCCGUUCAUCGCACUGACACUUUAGUCUGGAAUCCGUUUUCAUUGAUGCAAUCAAUAUAUCUCGCACUCGAAUUCGAAUUAAUUGGCUCGUCGUCGGAACUAGUUCAUUCUUAUUCGUUUUAUCCCAUGGCAUAACAGAAUUGAAACCGAAACAGUUGUUGCAGUGCACAGAUAGAUAACACAUAAUGUAUCUGAGCAUCACUCUCCAGCUAUAUAGUCUACGUGUGUGUAUCUAUGUGCAUUUAGCGAGCGAGAUAGCUGGCUAGAAAACAGAAACAAAAAAGGAGAAAAACUUGUCUACAUGCCUGUCGCUCGAGCUGCAAAAUUUAUGCGAAGACACACAAAUCCACUGAACGACCGACCGACAACGCUGCCGAUGGUUGUUGCUGUUGCUGUUGCGGUGUUGGUGUUUUUGUUUUUAUACCCAUAGACAGACUGCACCAAUCUGCUUCACAACCCAUGCCCCCGCUCACCAGCCGCACGAGCGUUUUAAAUGCGAAAAACGCCGACACAGAUGCAGAGAGAAAAAUAUCUUACAUUCACGUAAGUAAGAAAAACGUUGCACACCAAUACUUCAAAUAUACAAAGAUAUUAUUUCUCAUGUAGUUUCAGUUUCUUGGGCUUAGUUCAUGAUGUUUUAAACGCGCACGAACGUUGUAUUAUUUUGUUAAAUUUUUUUUGCUAAUCUGGUUUGCCUUGUGUGGUGGUGGCUUGAUUUGCUUCGCUUCGGAUCAGAGCGGUUCGGUUUGUCUUUUGGUGCGAUUUUGACUUUGAAUCGGGUGCCACAAGAAGCAGAAGCAGAGGGCGGGCGUAGAAAGGAGGCAAAGUCAGGUUUAAUGUCGUUCAAUGGCGCGGCGACGUUUUGCAGUUGAGGUAGUCGGAGCCGCGAGGCAAAGACUGGGGGCAGUCGGCAAUGGGAGGGCGUGGAGCGGGCAGAAAAAGUGGGCUUAGGCCGUUCGUGGGCAAAGAGGAAUAAAAGACUCGACGUUGGGCAAAUAGGCGAAGAUUGGCGGUUGUUUACCGAUAAGCGCCCAUGAAUGGGUGACGGCAGCAGUCGGCAGACCAAAGGAGAGCAAGUGCCACAUAGUUAUCCAGGCGGACUGUAUGUACCGAUUUUGCAUUAUAAGUACAUGGCCGAGUCGCACGGUGGGUGAAAAGGUCAUAUACAGACACAGUGGGCCGAAUUGAACAAGUGUAACAAGAAUUACAUGGGUUUGGAUAUGUUGUCUUGUCUAGUUCUGUAUAUUUUCAAAAGAAAUAACACUAAUCCGACGGGUUGAGUCCAGUUUAUGCAUUAUAACUAACUUGCAAGAUAAUUAAGAUUCGUAUAUAAAAAUUCGUAUGUAUAAAAUAAAGGUAAUUUGAGUCAUUUCUAACACUAUAAAUUUUAUAGUUUGUUGUUAAUCAGGAUCACUAGCCGCCGAGUCGAUCUAGUCCUAAUUGCAGUUAGGCAAAAAGGAUUUUGAAGCCGAGAUUGCUUCAGUCAUUAUACAUAUCCUAGAAUUGGACCUGAAAUCCAUAUUCUUCGUCUGUGCAGCGUGUUUGAAAGUUAGGCGCAUAACAUAAAUACGGUAACCAAUUAAACGUCUGCAUACCGACAUUUGAUGGAUUGUCGACGAAAAUAAACGUUGAUUAAAACAUAUACAUAUGUAAUUUUUUGAUAUUUUGCUAUGUAAAACAAAUUAUUUGGGGCUUUAGCGGCACAAGAAGAUUUCAUAUAUUCCAAUGUUUCGUGUUUUUAUGUUGACUCGCAUGACAUUAUUUGAUUAAAAGCGACAAUUGUAAGCCUUGUUGGCAUUGGAGUAAUACCAAACGAGCUUCUAACGUUUAUGUACAGUAUGUAGAUGUUGGCAUCCUGGGUGUCAACAAUUCUGAUCAUAAUGCUCACUGGCAUCUAGUCCCUCCCUCAGAUUGCAUACUAAGCAGAAAACCGGCGUGCGUACAUAAUUGGCGUGCCCUUGUCGCGCCAGUUAUCGAUAACUAUUUCCUGCACAGUUAAACUGGAACGCAAUACGGCCAAAACAAAAAACUCAUCAGUAUUCAGGAGGCUGGGGGAACUGAGCUCUUGUUGUUAGCGCAAGUGCCAACUCAUUGGCUUAGCAGCUGUAAGCGUUGGGUGCUGUAAUUGCAGCACGCGCUGCUGCUUUUCCCGGGGGCUAGGAACUGAUGCUCCAGUAAGCACCUGUCAACAUUGGCUGAUAAAAAGCUUCUGGCUACAGAAAUAGCCAUGCACUUGCCACAACGCAGUCUGUGUCGUCCGUAUUUGGGGUCCCCCCAAGCUCCCUCCCAUCCAGACUUACCCCUCAGGCCACCCAACGAACUAAGGCAAAUUUGUGAUAAUUAUUUUUAAAGUGCACAUAUUUAAUCAAGUGUGGAUUGGGCUGCUCUGCUAUGUAGUACAGUGUAUGUAUGCAUGUCAAACAAUUAAUUAGUGCAAAUUUCUUUCUUUUAAGGGAUUAAUAAACCUAAUUCGACACACACAAUGGUUUCGAGUUCAAGGCAAAUCAAAUUUUAAAUAAUAUAAACGAUACUUUAAGAAAGAAUAUUUAAAUAUCUUUUGAAAUUCCAAUAGAUAUUGGCAAAUCAUAAAUUCAAAUUAAAUCGAAGUACUCGACUUUCCGGGCUUUACAAUUUUCUGAGGAUUGUGAGAGAGGUUAUCAACUCGGCUGGUAAUCUGCUUUGAUCAAGAAUGUACAAAGGAUAAAGUUAUGGAUCGUUUCCUUCUGUAUAUAUACUAAACUAAAAUAAAUUGAAGAGUGUGCAGCUACUAAGGGUAAAGGGAAUAGGAGAUUCUGUAAAUAAAAUCACUCUGUGAAAAGCCCACCAAAAGUUCAAUGCACGAAUCGCGACGCAGUUGCUGCGGUUCUUGAUUAUUUUGGUGUUUUGGCUAAUUAAGUCAUAAAACGGGAAACCCCAGACACGCACACGAACAAACGCAAAAACAACGAAAAAUUAUAAAAAUAUUAGUUAAAAGAAAAGCAUUCACUAACACUAGACAUAUUGCAAACAGUACAUAUACUUUUCAUUUUAUGUUAUUAAGUUAGCCGCUACUAAAAUUAUCGAAUAAAAUCAAAUUAAAUUUUCAAAGUACACAGACCACGCUCAAAAAUAAUCCUAAAUGAAUUAAAUUUUUUAAAAUUAAUACGCAGUUUGAACAAUUUAAAUCCACACUUAGCAAAGUUAUAUUAUUUACUGUUGAUUAUUAACUUAAAAACGUUUGAAUAACAGGCUUCGAGAGACCUUUCAUGGCUAGACUUUAGUUUGUUUAUCUUUAAAUGUAUUUCCCCCACCGUAAUCUCAAGCAAACACAACAAAAACACGAGCAUUUUAAGUACGGAAAGCAACACAUAAGAAGGACUAAUGUGGAACGCAUCCUCGAUCCUGGAAGGGCUAGAACAUGAGCAACGAGUAAACGCGGACCUGCGCGGCAAGAGCGUGUUCAACUUGUGCGUGAUCUUCUUGUGGAUAUUUCUGUGCAUCUACGUCCUGUCCAAGCUAACCCAACUCGUGGAGCUGUUUCUGUGCCAGCGGCUACUUGGCCAGAAGCAAUGGUACGACGUCCGCACGAUCAAAUCCGAGUGGGAGCAGACCCUGCAGCUUUAUGAGGACGACAAGAGCGAGCUGGACGCACAGGUGCGCGAGUUGCGAGAAAGGAACCUGAGUUUGGAGCGCUUGAUGGCGGACCUGCGAGACUACAACAUCCACUUGAUCAGCGAAAACUUUAUGCUGUCCGUGAUGCACGAACAGAAACCAAGGCCGGCCGAGCCAAACAUCUACAUCACCAACAGCCACUUCCACCUCACUCGCCAGAUGUUUCUGAACGAGAGUCAAAUCAAUCUCAACGUCCUUGACGCUGGCGAGAAAGGAGCCUCCGGGGAGGGCAAGAAUGUCUGGCUGCAGUAUCUAAGGAUGCGCAAAUGCUAUAUGAGCCCGAUUGCCGAUCCGAAUUUGGUAGAUCCCAGCACCACCAAGCAGGUCCUUCCAAUUGUUAUGAGCACCGAGCAGUUGGCCGAAAUGCAAGGCAUGAUAUAGUUGGUUUUAAGUUAUAUGCAAACAUAAAUCUCGAUUGUUGUAUUGAUCACAGAGAAAAAAAAAGUUCAAAAAAAUAUAUUUAAAUUAAUCGCUCUACAUUGUCAUUUAUUUUAAUUAAUUGCUCUACAUUGUCAUUAAUAUUAAACGGAAAGAGUGCAAACCUCGGUCAACAUUUUUGUUACUAUCCUUGCAGUUUAAUUAUUAUUAAAUAUAAUUAUGGUUUUCUCGCUUGUUUCUUUUUCGAUUUGAAACGUAGAAUCUGUAGUAACAGUAUACUAGCAUU